Molecule: messenger RNA, 837 nt
Organism: Trachymyrmex cornetzi
Lineage: Eukaryota; Metazoa; Arthropoda; Insecta; Hymenoptera; Formicidae
Exons: 1
Coding region: 1-837 (278 amino acids)
Source: RefSeq, a predicted model, not a curated record
AUGGCGCAGAAAGGGAGAGCAAGAGGUGCGAAGAGGGGUUCCCCAAGGAUCCUAGGGCCUCUCCUAUGGAACCUCGGUUUUAAUGAGGCGAUGAAAAGGGGAGACCUUCAUCUGGAUUGCUCGGUAUUAUGCUAUGCCGAUGAUACGCUGGUACUGUCUAAAGGUGAGGACUGGGAGGAAGCCACUAUGGAGGCGGAAAUGGCGGUAGAAACUAUCGUCCAAAGAAUACAGGACAUGGGGCUGGAAGUAGCCCCGCUUAAGACAGAAGUGGUCGGCUUCUGCGAAAGGGGUAGGCCAGCGAACACGGCGAUCAGCGUGGCCGGUGUUGAGGUCCUAGUGGGAACAAGGAUGAAAUACCUUGGACUCACCUUGGACACCAGGUGGACAUUCGUGCCCUACUUUGAGGGGCUAUCACCCAGAUUGGAAAAAGCUGCUCUGGCCCUGAGUAAGCUACUGCCGAACCUGGGUGGCCCGAAUCGAAAGGCGAGAAAACUAUAUAUCAACGUCAUCACAUCCAUGGCGCUAUAUGGAGCCCCAAUAUGGGCGAACGAGAUGCUCAAGAGUAACAAAAUAAUAAGAACUCUACGCGCGGUCCAACGGAGAAUUACGGGUCGAUUGGUGAGGGCCUACAAGACCACCUCCUUCGCCGUCAACACAGCUCUGGCGGGAGUUCCCCCACUGGAGCUGGAAGCGGUAUGCAGCGAGGAGAUUUAUGAAAGAAUCUCUAACAUCAGAAGAAGCAGGGCAGCAAACAAACCCUAUACAGAGGAAGGAGAUCGAAACAAUAAGGGAGACCGCCAAAAGAAAGCUCAUUGGCCAAUGGAGAAUGUGGAUUGA